This is a messenger RNA of Schistocerca americana (American grasshopper), 1351 nucleotides long. RefSeq lists its product as uncharacterized. The transcript is spliced from 2 exons. NCBI's taxonomy places the organism in Eukaryota, Metazoa, Arthropoda, Insecta, Orthoptera, Acrididae. The record is from RefSeq and is a predicted model, not a curated record. Bases 39 to 641 code for a protein of 200 amino acids.
ACGAAAAGAAGGAGGAGCGCGCAAGGGAGGUGGACCGCAUGGCGCGCGCCGCCGACGAGGUGCAGGACCGCCUGCGCAGGCAGCACUCCGAGGCGCUGCUGCACCAGGAGCUGGAGGCGAUCGCCCGGUCUCGUUCACAUUUGUCUUCGCCCCCGCGGCAACACCGUACUGAGAGCCAGCUAACGGAGCCGCCGACGUAUGAGGAGGCGUUGCUGAUGGCGCGAUCUGUGGAGGAACUGGCCGAGAGGAAUGCCGCAGCUGCGCAGGCGCAGACCAUGACGCACGUACCGAGGCGGCCUAGCAGCAGCAGCAGCAGCAGCAGCGGCAGCAGGGGGGACAGCCUCAACCUCAGUGGCGACGACGACGGCCAAUAUGCCAGAGCUGCUGGCUGGAGCGAGCCGUCGGGUCGCCGUCACCGAGAAGAUAGUGAAGGCUCUCUCUCGGCUAGUGACAGUGCUGGUGACGUCUAUAGACACUCGGAGGAUCCCUCCGCGAAGCGCGGACCUAUCCCGGGAAGCCCUGGAAGCAGCUCCAGUAGUUCCGCACACAGCUUCGUUGCCACCGCCGGUACCAGUUCUGAUGACGAGGCUAAGGCCACUCGGUCAUCCGCUGCAAGGGCACUGAACCACAGACGCUCUUAGCUUCGAAAAUAGCUGUAUGCCUCUGCUAGAGCUACAAUCCAGUGAGAACUUUGGCGGACAUGUAUAUUGGUGAUAAAUCGGUCGUCAUUGCCGGAAAGAAAAUUAUCUCAGGUGCACAUCAAAAAUACGUAGCCAGUUUUUUCCUCACUUGCUCAGAAGAUUCAACGACGCAAAACAGCAAGCUCUUUGUUCAGCUUCUUCGAAUUUUCUGAGUAACUCGCGUGAAAUCCAGGCGAUCUCACAAUCGCUCAACAUCAGUUAUUGGGCUGUGGGUCCCGUGUAGUAACAGUGCAAGAAGCCUGUUUCGACUACCUACCUAGCCCCUUAUCAGUACAAAAGCGGGUGGCAUCGGAUGAAGCCAAGGAACUGGCUUAAUCUCGUUUGAAUCAUAGAAUUGAUUCUCGAAAUGUCACCUACUCACUUUAGUGCAGAGUGUAUGAAAAGCGCCGUAGCACGGAAUGUAAUUGUCUUCGUCUAUUAUAGCGAAGUUAACUACUUUUUUGUGGACAUGGACAUCCGGAGAAAUUUAUUCAGAAGGGGGGCGGGGGCGGUGGUCAAUCCUCUAAAAUAGCCAUUUAUGACACAAAUGAGUUGAUCAGUUUGGAGACGUGGCAGUCCAAAAGAGCUAAAUCUUAUAGACCUAGACGACUGAAAAACUUAUUAUACACAAGAGAACUUAUAGCUCAGUAUGUGAAUAAAAACUCUGUACU